Syzygium oleosum is the source of this 650-nucleotide messenger RNA. RefSeq lists its product as uncharacterized. Gene Ontology annotation, cellular component: photosystem II; membrane. Gene Ontology annotation, biological process: photosynthesis. Bases 119 to 487 code for a protein of 122 amino acids. NCBI's taxonomy places the organism in Eukaryota, Viridiplantae, Streptophyta, Magnoliopsida, Myrtales, Myrtaceae. The transcript has a single exon. The record is from RefSeq and is a predicted model, not a curated record.
CCACCCCGUUCAGCAGCUUUGUCCACCAUUUAACAGUCAAUACUUUGCAGAGACCAAAACAGCUGACACUAGAGAGAGAGAGAGAGGGAGAGAGCGAGGUGAGAUUUUUGGCAGAACAAUGGCUUCAGCCUCUGCAGUUUCAAUGGCGAUGCCGUUAGCCUUUUCCGGGCAGAAGAAGAUGCCGAGCUCCGACGGCUUCUUCAAGCCAUUGCCCGUGAGAUCGACAAAGCCGUUCCCGGCGUCGAAGAGCGGCGGCGGGAAAUUCGUGGUCAGGGCUUCGCUGAAGGAGAAGGCCAUCACGGGAUUGACCGCGGCGGCGCUCACGGCCUCGAUGGUGGUCCCGGAAGUGGCCGAGGCGGCCGGGUCCGGGGUCUCUCCCUCCCUCAAGAACUUCUUGCUCAGCAUCGUGGCCGGUGGGGUCGUGCUCGGUGCCCUCGUCGGUGCUGUGAUUGGCGUCGCCAACUUCGACCCCGUCAAGAGAAGCUGAGAGUAGAGAGAGAGAGAGUGUGUGGAGAAAUUCUUUUUCUCAUGCGAUUUCUCUGUUGUGUUGAUGCUUUCUGUACCGAUCACUGUACUGUAUUUGUAAUCUGUCACUUCUUUUACCUGUAACAUUGCCUUCGGAAAGCUGAUGAACUGUGAAAUUUCUGAGU